Coffea eugenioides is the source of this 1098-nucleotide messenger RNA. RefSeq names its product zinc transporter 5-like. Gene Ontology annotation, molecular function: zinc ion transmembrane transporter activity. Lineage: Eukaryota; Viridiplantae; Streptophyta; Magnoliopsida; Gentianales; Rubiaceae. The record is from RefSeq and is a predicted model, not a curated record. Gene Ontology annotation, cellular component: plasma membrane. The coding region runs from base 1 to 1098 and encodes 365 amino acids. Gene Ontology annotation, biological process: zinc ion transmembrane transport. The transcript has 3 exons.
AUGAUGAAGUGCCUUGAAAAGUUCUUGAUUUUUGCCGUUCUUGUUACAGUUCUUCCAUCUUUAGUCUUAGGAGAUUGCACAUGCGACGCAGAGGAAGAAGAGAACGACAGGAGUUUAGCCCUCAAGUACAAAUUAGGAGCCAUAGCUUCAAUCUUCGUCGCGAGUGCGAUAGGAGUUUAUUUUCCAGUCUUGGGCAAGAAAAUUUCAGCAUUAAGUCCGGAAAACAAUUUCUUCUUCGUCAUCAAGGCUUUUGCGGCCGGGGUAAUCUUAGCAACAGGGUUCAUCCAUGUUCUCCCUGACGCGUUCGAAAGCCUGACCUCCCCUUGUCUUCCUGAAAGCCCUUGGGGAGAUUUUCCAUUCACGGGAUUUGUAGCAAUGGUGGCGGCGAUUGGUACUCUUAUGGUUGAUGUCCAGGCAACAUCUCAUUACAACAAAAAGUCUUCUGGCAAUAAUGGCACUGUCCUAGCUUUAGGGGAAGGUGAUGAUCAUGGCGAGAAUGGUAAACCAUCCAAUGGAGAGAUUGCUAAAUCAUCGGCUGGACUUCCUCUUCAUACUCAUGCCACACAUGGUCAUGCUCAUGGCGCGAUCUCCAUGGAGGGAGAUUCGAUUUCUACUCAACUCCGAUAUCGCGUUAUAACACAGGUUUUGGAGCUGGGAAUUAUAGUGCACUCUGUCAUUAUCGGGCUUGCUUUAGGUGCAUCUGACAGUCCAAAAACAAUUAGGCCUCUUUUGGCAGCUUUGUCAUUUCAUCAAUUGUUUGAAGGUCUCGGAUUAGGUGGAUGCAUCACUCAGGCAAAAUUCAAAGCACAUGCAAUUGCAGUGAUGGCUCUUUUCUUCUCAUUAACAACACCAGUUGGCAUUGCAAUUGGAAUUGGAGUAGCUAAUGUGUACAAUGAGAACAGCCCAAAAGCUCUGAUUGUGCAAGGAGUCUUGAAUGCAGCUUCAGCUGGGAUCCUAAUCUACAUGGCAUUAGUGGACCUUCUUGCAACUGAUUUCAUGAAUCCAAAGAUGCAAAAUAAUGGUUGGCUUCAAAUAGGGGCAAAUGUUUCCCUUCUUUUAGGAGCUGGUUGUAUGUCUCUACUGGCAAAGUGGGCUUGA